Molecule: messenger RNA, 4950 nt
Organism: Myotis myotis
Lineage: Eukaryota; Metazoa; Chordata; Mammalia; Chiroptera; Vespertilionidae
Gene: EIF5B
Product: eukaryotic translation initiation factor 5B
Exons: 24
Coding region: 201-3860 (1219 amino acids)
Molecular function (GO): translation initiation factor activity; GTP binding; GTPase activity
Source: RefSeq, a predicted model, not a curated record
GCGGCGGGAAGAUGCGCUUGCGCACUGCGAGCCCUCACCAUAUGUGCCCUGUCCCAGUGCGCGGGUCCGUGCGGAGCCGGGUGCGAGAGGCGGCAGCGCGGGGCGGACGGAGCUGAGCGGAGCCCGAAGUCGGCCGGGGGACAGUGGGUCUGUGAGAGAGCGAAGAGCGGGCUUGGGGCCGCGAGCGCCGCUGUCAGGCGAUGGGGAAGAAGCAGAAAAACAAGAGCGAAGACAGUGCCAAGGAUGACAUUGAUCUUGAUGCCUUGGCUGCAGAAAUAGAAGGAGCUGGUGCUGCUAAGGAGCAGGAGCCUCAAAAGUCCAAGGGGAAGAAGAAAAAAGAAAAAAAAAGGCAAGACUUUGAUGAAGAUGAUAUCCUGAAAGAACUGGAAGAAUUGUCUUGGGAGGCUCAAGGCAUCAAAGCUGACAGAGAAACCGCGGCAACAAAGCCAACAGAAAAUAAUGAAGAAGAAUCCUUCUCAAAACAAGAUAAAAAAAAGAAAGGACAGAAAGGCAAAAAACAAAAUUUUGAUGAGAAUGAUAGUGAUGAAUUGGAAGAUAAGGAUUCAAAAUCAAAAAAGACAGCAAAACCAAAAGUGGAAAUGUACUCUGGGAGUGAUGAUGAUGAUGAUGAUGAUUUAAAAAAACUUUCUAAAAAAGCUAAAGGGAAAACUCAAAAAUCAAAUAAGAAGUGGGAUGGGUCAGAAGAGGAUGAGGAUAACAGUAAGAGAAUUAAAGAGCGUUCCAGAGUAAAUUCUUCCGGGGAAAGUGGUGAUGAUUCAGAUGAAUUUUUGCAGUCUAGAAAAGGACAGAAAAAAAAUCAAAAAAAUAAGCCAGGUCCUACUGUAGAGAGUGGGAAUGAAGAUGAAGACUCCUUCAAAAUUAAGACAGUGGCCCAAAAGAAGGCAGAAAAGAAAGAGCGCGAGAGAAAAAAGCGAGAUGAAGAAAAGGCAAAACUGCGGAAGCUGAAAGAAAAAGAAGAGUUAGAAACUGGUAAAAAGGAUCAGAGUAAACAAAAAGAACCUCAAAAGAAAUCUGAAGAGGAAAGUGUAAAAUCCAAGGUGACUCUUGAUACUGGAACAGCCCCUGCCUCUGAUGAGAAGGGAGAGGUGCCCAUAGCCGCUGAAGAUGACAAUGAAGCAGACAAAAAGAAAAAAGAUAAGAAGAAAAAGAAAGUAGAAAAGGAAGACAAAGAGAAGGAGAAGAAAAAAGGACCUAGCAAAGCCACAGUUAAAGCUAUGCAGGAAGCUCUGGCUAAGCUGAAAGAAGAAGAAGAGAGACAGAAGCGAGAAGAGGAAGAACGCAUCAAACGGCUUGAGGAGUUGGAAGCCAAGCGGAAAGAAGAGGAAAGAUUAGAACAAGAAAAAAGAGAAAGGAAAAAGCAAAAAGAAAAAGAAAGAAAAGAACGCUUGAAAAAAGAAGGGAAACUUUUAACAAAAUCUCAGAGAGAAGCCAGAGCCAGAGCUGAAGCUACCCUUAAACUUCUACAAGCUCAGGGUGUUGAAGUGCCAUCAAAAGACUCUUUGCCAAAGAAAAGGCCAAUUUAUGAAGAUAAAAAGAAGAAAAAAACUCCACAGCAGCUAGAAAAUAAAGAAGUGUCUGAGCCAAUAGAAUUAAGUGCUGCUGUAGAAGUUGUGGAACAAGGUGUACCAGAAAAAGAAGAGUCACCACCUCCUGUUGAACCAGAAGAGGAGGAAGAAACUGAGGAAGCUGGAUUGGAUGACUGGGAAGCUAUGGUCAGUGAUGAGGAGAGAGAAAAAGAAGGAAACACAGUGCAUAUAGAAGUAAAAGAAAACCCCGAGGAAGAGGAGGAAGAGGAGGAAGAGGAAGAAGAAGAAGAAGAAGAGAGUGAAGAGGAAGAAGAAGAAAGUGAAGGCAGUGACGGUGAAGAAGAGGAAGAAAAGGUGUCAGAUGAGAAAGAUUCGGUUAAAACAUUAGUUAAAAAGCCAAGUAAAGAAUUGAGCUCAGAAUCUGAAUAUGACUCUGAUGAUGAUCGAACUAAAGAAGAAAGAGCUUAUGACAAAGCAAAACGGAGGAUUGAGAAACGGCGACUUGAACAUAGUAAAAAUGUAAAUACGGAAAAACUACGAGCCCCUGUUAUUUGUGUACUUGGACAUGUGGACACAGGGAAGACAAAAAUUCUAGAUAAGCUCCGUCACACGCAUGUACAGGAUGGUGAAGCAGGUGGUAUCACCCAGCAAAUUGGAGCCACCAAUGUUCCCCUUGAAGCUAUUAAUGAACAGACUAAGAUGAUUAAAAAUUUUGACCGAGAGAACCUACGGAUCCCAGGAAUGCUGAUUAUUGACACCCCUGGCCAUGAGUCUUUCAGUAAUCUGAGAAACAGAGGCAGCUCUCUUUGUGAUAUUGCUAUUUUAGUUGUUGAUAUCAUGCAUGGUUUGGAGCCCCAGACAAUUGAAUCUAUUAACCUUCUGAAAUCUAAAAAAUGUCCCUUCAUUGUUGCACUCAAUAAGAUUGAUAGGCUGUAUGAUUGGAAAAAAAGCCCCGAGUCCGAUGUGGCGGCCACUUUAAAGAAGCAGAAAAAGAACACAAAGGAUGAAUUUGAGGAGCGAGCAAAGGCUAUUAUAGUGGAAUUUGCACAGCAGGGUUUGAAUGCGGCUUUGUUUUAUGAGAAUAAAGAUCCCCGCACUUUUGUGUCCUUGGUACCUACCUCUGCACAUACUGGUGAUGGAAUGGGAAGCCUCAUCUACCUUCUCGUCGAGUUGACGCAGACCAUGCUGAGCAAGAGGCUAGCCCACUGUGAAGAGCUGCGGGCACAGGUGAUGGAGGUUAAGGCUCUCCCAGGAAUGGGCACCACUAUAGAUGUGAUAUUGAUCAAUGGACGUUUGAAGGAAGGAGAUACAAUUAUUGUUCCCGGAGUGGAAGGGCCCAUCGUAACCCAGAUCCGAGGCCUCCUGUUGCCUCCACCUAUGAAGGAGUUAAGAGUGAAGAACCAGUAUGAGAAGCACAAAGAGGUGGAAGCAGCUCAGGGCGUGAAGAUUCUCGGCAAAGACCUGGAGAAGACGCUGGCUGGCUUACCCCUGCUGGUGGCGCACAAGGAGGAUGAGAUUCCGGUGCUUAAAGACGAAUUGAUCCAUGAGCUAAAGCAGACACUAAACGCCAUCAAGUUAGAAGAAAAAGGAGUCUAUGUGCAGGCGUCGACACUGGGCUCUUUGGAAGCUCUGCUGGAGUUCCUGAGGACGUCAGAAGUGCCGUACGCAGGAAUCAACAUCGGCCCCGUCCAUAAGAAAGACGUCAUGAAGGCCUCGGUGAUGUUGGAGCAUGACCCCCAGUACGCAGUCAUUUUGGCCUUUGAUGUGAGAAUUGAACGGGAUGCACAAGAAAUGGCUGAUAGUUUAGGAGUUAGAAUUUUUAGUGCAGAAAUUAUUUAUCAUUUAUUUGAUGCCUUUACAAAAUAUAGACAAGACUACAAGAAACAGAAACAAGAGGAAUUUAAGCACAUAGCAGUAUUUCCCUGCAAGAUGAAAAUCCUCCCUCAGUAUAUUUUCAAUUCCCGAGACCCCAUCGUGAUGGGCGUGACGGUGGAAGCAGGUCAGGUGAAACAAGGGACCCCCAUGUGUGUCCCCAGCAAAAAUUUUGUGGACAUUGGAAUAGUAACAAGUAUUGAAAUAAACCACAAACAAGUGGAUGUUGCAAAAAAAGGACAAGAAGUCUGUGUGAAAAUAGAACCUAUUCCUGGUGAAUCCCCCAAAAUGUACGGGAGACAUUUUGAAGCUACAGACAUUCUCGUCAGUAAGAUCAGCCGGCAGUCCAUCGAUGCCCUGAAAGACUGGUUCAGAGACGAGAUGCAGAAGAGUGACUGGCAGCUUAUUGUGGAGCUGAAGAAAGUAUUUGAAAUCAUCUAAUUUUUCCACAUGGGGCAAGAAUUAGAGUAAAUGCAAGAAAAAAAAACAGGAUAAAAAGUGGAAUGGACGUAUCUGGACACUGAUGCACUUAAGUACGGAAGGAAAAAAUAGAUGUAUAAAAUGUUUUCCAUGAGAAACCAAGAAACUUACACUGGUUUGACAGUGGUCAAUACCUGUCCCACAGCUCCAAGGUGCCUGUCCACAUGCCCGCUCCUUCCCCACCCUACCUGCUGCUGUUUUAAAGUUUGCCCUUCCCCAAAUUUGGAUUUUUAUUACAGAUCUAAAGCUCUUUGGAUUUUAUACUGAUUAAAUCAGUACUGCAGUGUUUGAUUAACCAAGCUUCUGCAGAUUUUGUGAUUCUUGGGACUUUUGAUGUAAGAAAUACUAUUUUAUUUAUGCAUCUCCUUCCCACAGUCAUUUUUGUCCCCACCCAUCUGCUCUUUGGAUUUUUUAAAAUAGAAAAUUAGGUAUUCUGGUAUUUCUUUAUCUGCUUUGUGUGAAACCAUGGUGUAGAGUGUAGCUGGCUGCUAUUGACUGCUUGUCUAGUCAUGAGUCCACUGUAAUCAGCACAAUUCUGAACUCCAAUAAAGAGAACAUUCACUAGAAAGCUCUGCUAGGCCUUCAUGUUAGCGUAGCUUCUCUCCCAUGAGUCUUCAGCUCUUUUCUUUUAAAGAUAAGAACUAUUUUAUGAACUGUCUCCAACCUUGUGUACCAGCACAUCUUAACAUUAGGAGUUUUUAGAUAAUAAUCUUGGUCUAUUUUGUCCUAGAAAGUCUAUCAUGCAUACAUUUUCUGAUUAGAAAACGGAACUGAUAACUAUAUGGGCUCAGUGCUUCUAAAUUGUCAUGGAGACGUCAUAAUGACUCAUUUAUACCAGUAAUCUGAUUAUAGCUAGUUUUAUGGUUUUCCUGCAAAGUGUGGGUAAAGAUUAAUUCCUAUAACAGAUCUCAAGGGUCUGACAACCUAUUUAUAAGUGUCAGAUGAAGUCAGUGUAGGUGUUUGAAGAAAAUGUUCCCAAGUAAACUCUAUUUUUAAAGUGUUAUGGCAUAACAUAGCAUAAAAUACUUUAUACUUUAUGUACAUUUGAAAA